CCAUUUUCCUUCAUAAAAGCUGUUCUGUGGAGCUUCCUUCUCCCCAGGACUAUAGGCUGCACAGGAAGAUAUUUCUGUGGAGUUCCCUCCGUUUCAAAAUGCCCUGUUUCUUGUGGAGUUCUGCAAAACCAAAAUUAUGUCUACUUCGAAAAUUCUUCAAGUAACCCCUACUUGAUACGAAGAAUAGAAGAGCUCAAUAAGACUGCCAAUGGAAACGUGGAAGCAAAGGUGGUGUGUUUCUACAGGAGGAGAGACAUCUCAAGCACGCUCAUUGUACUGGCAGACAAACAUGCAAGAGAAAUGGAAGAAGAGAUGGAAAAUCCAGAAAUGGUUGAUUUACCAGAGAAACAGAAGCAUCAGCUACGACAUCGUGAGUUGUUUCUCUCACGACAGCUGGAAUCUCUGCCAGCCACACACAUUAGGGGCAAAUGCAGCGUUACUCUGUUAAAUGAGACAGAAUCCCUUAAAUCGUACCUGGAACGGGAGGAUUUCUUCUUUUAUUCACUAGUGUAUGAUCCUCAACAAAAGACCCUGCUUGCUGACAAAGGAGAGAUUCGAGUUGGAAACAGAUACCAGGCAGAUAUAACAGACUUACUAAAAGAGGGUGAGGAUGAUGGAAGAGAUCAGUCAAAACUUGAAACAAAAGUUUGGGAAGCCUUUAACCCACUAGUAGACAAGCAGAUAGACCAGUUCCUGGUGGUAGCACGGUCUGUUGGUACGUUUGCCCGAGCCCUGGAUUGCAGUAGUUCUGUCAGACAGCCAAGUUUGCACAUGAGUGCUGCAGCAGCCUCCAGGGACAUCACACUGUUCCAUGCUAUGGACACUUUGCACAAAAAUGUCUAUGACAUUUCCAAGGCAAUCUCAGCACUUGUGCCACAAGGUGGGCCAGUCCUGUGCAGAGAUGAGAUGGAGGAGUGGUCUGCUUCAGAGGCAAACCUCUUUGAGGAAGCACUAGAAAAAUAUGGAAAAGAUUUCACUGACAUUCAGCAAGAUUUUCUCCCAUGGAAGUCCUUAACAAGCAUUAUAGAGUAUUACUAUAUGUGGAAAACUACAGACAGAUACGUUCAGCAGAAACGAUUGAAAGCAGCAGAAGCAGAGAGCAAGCUAAAGCAAGUGUAUAUACCCAACUACAACAAGCCAAACCCCAACCAGAUCAAUGUAAAUAAUGUCAAACCAGGAGUGGUGAAUGGUACUGGAGUCCAGGCACAGAAUGCAGGAGCAGGACGGGCCUGUGAGAGCUGUUACAUGUUUUGUUUUUUAACUACUGGGGUUAUAUUCUCAAGCCAUCAUCAUUGGGGUCCCCCUAACAUGCAGUGUCGCCUCUGUGCAUCCUGUUGGACCUACUGGAAGAAAUACGGUGGCUUGAAAAUGCCAACACGCUUAGAUGGGGAGAGGCCCGGACCAAACCGCAAUAAUUUGAGUCCUCAUGGUGUGCCGGUACGAAACAGUGGGAGUCCCAAGUUUGCUAUGAAGACACGACAAGCUUUCUAUCUGCACACAACAAAACUGACCAGAAUUGCCAGACGUUUAUGUCGAGAUAUCUUGCGCCCUUGGCACGCUGCAAGACACCCCUAUCUGCCUAUUAACAGUGCAGCAAUCAAAGCAGAAUGCACAGCACGUUUACCUGAGGCAUCAGAAAACCCAUUGCUAUUAAAGCAAGUGGUUCGAAAGCCUUUAGAAGCAGUGCUCCGGUAUUUAGAAUCUCAUCCAUGUCCUCCGAAACCAGAUCCUGCAAAGAGCUUGUCCAGUUCUCUCAACAAUCUGACUCCUGCUAAGUUUACACCUGUCAUUAAUAAUGGGUCCCCAACUAUCCUGGGAAAAAGAAGCUAUGAACAGCACAAUGGAAUGGAUGGCAACAUGAAGAAGCGCCUGUUGAUGCCUAGCAGGGGAACUUACCUAGGUCUGCCUAACCACGGACAAACCAGACAAAUGGGACCAAGCCGAAACUUGCUGCUCAAUGGGAAAUCAUACCCAACAAAAGUCCGAUUAAUUCGUGGUGGAUCCAUGCCUCCAGUGAAAAGGAGGAGGAUGAACUGGAUUGAUGCACCAGAUGAUGUUUUUUACAUGGCCACUGAAGAAACCAGGAAAAUCCGCAAGCUGCUUUCCUCCUCGGAAGCCAAGCGAGCCGCCAGACGCCCUUACAAGCCGAUUAUCCUGCGGCCCAUGCAGGCGGUGCAGCUCCGCCAGCCCAUGAACGAUGAGCCCAUCAUCAUCGAGGAUUAACCACGGCAGCCUCUCCUCCAGUACCUACUUGAGUUUCCAUGGCUACAGCAUUGAGCUAACUGUUGAAGAGAGGGAACUUUUGAGGAACUGUUUUGCAUCUUUUAAACCCUUAAAAGGAACUCAGCCCUGCUCUGAGCCUCUGACCACAGACUGCUCUCUCUCUCUCUCUCUCUCUCUCUUUCGCACUCUCUCCU
Messenger RNA from Cyanistes caeruleus (blue tit), 2417 nucleotides. The record is from RefSeq and is a predicted model, not a curated record. NCBI's taxonomy places the organism in Eukaryota, Metazoa, Chordata, Aves, Passeriformes, Paridae.